AUGACACAGCCUUCUUCUAGAAAAGUUGCUCCAGCUCCAUUAGCCGCUAAAUCUAAAGCUUCAUCUGCUCAAAAGAACCCAUUAUUGGACUCCACCCCAAAGAACUUUGGUAUUGGACAAGCUGUUCAACCAAAGAGAAACUUGUCUAGAUUCGUCAAAUGGCCAGCUUAUGUUAGAUUACAAAGACAAAAGAAAAUCUUAUCCAUGAGAUUGAAGGUCCCACCAUCUAUUGCUCAAUUCUCUCAAACUUUGGACAAAAACACUGCUGCUCAAGCUUUCAAAUUGUUCAACAAAUACAGACCAGAAACUUCUGCUGAAAAGAAAGAAAGAUUGACCAAAGAAGCUACUGCCAUUGCUGAAGGUAAAUCCGCCAAGGAUGUUUCUCCAAAACCAGUUGUUGUCAAAUACGGUUUGAACCAUGUUGUUUCCUUGAUUGAAAACAAGAAAGCUAAAUUGGUUUUGAUUGCCAACGAUGUUGACCCAAUUGAAUUGGUUAUUUUCUUGCCAGCUUUAUGUAAAAAGAUGGGUGUUCCAUACGCCAUUGUUAAAGGUAAGGCUAGAUUGGGAACUUUGGUUCACCAAAAGACUUCUGCUGUUGCCGCUUUGACUGAAGUUAACUCUGCUGAUGAAGCCGAAUUAUCUAAAUUGGUUUCUACCAUCAAUGCUAACUUCAUUGAAAAAUACGAAGACAACAGAAGACACUGGGGUGGUGGUAUCAUGGGUUCUAAAGCCAAUGACAAGAUUGCUAAAAGAGCUAAGGCUGCCGCUGCUGCUGCCACUAGUUCUGCUUAA
Molecule: messenger RNA, 792 nt
Organism: Candida tropicalis MYA-3404
Lineage: Eukaryota; Fungi; Ascomycota; Pichiomycetes; Serinales; Debaryomycetaceae
Gene: RPL82
Product: 60S ribosomal protein eL8
Exons: 1
Coding region: 1-792 (263 amino acids)
Biological process (GO): ribosome biogenesis
Cellular component (GO): ribonucleoprotein complex
Source: RefSeq, a predicted model, not a curated record